This is a messenger RNA of Recurvomyces mirabilis, 1125 nucleotides long. RefSeq lists its product as uncharacterized. The coding region runs from base 1 to 1125 and encodes 374 amino acids. NCBI's taxonomy places the organism in Eukaryota, Fungi, Ascomycota, Dothideomycetes, Mycosphaerellales, Teratosphaeriaceae. The transcript has 3 exons. The record is from RefSeq and is a predicted model, not a curated record.
AUGUGGCAAGAUGACCCACGUUCCACCCUCGCAACCUCCUCAAUCGUAGCCAACUCAUGGGGCGACCAACGCAUCGACGUCUUCGGCGUAGCACCCAACGCCUCCAUCUGGCACAAAUUCCACACAGCCCAACAGUUCCAGCCUUCAGGUUUCGAGAACUUCCUUGGCGAAGUGGCAGGCACACCAAGUGUCGUGUCUUGGGGUACUGAUCGUCUGGACUACUUCGUCGUAGGCAAGAAUGGCUCUGUCUACCACAGAUUCUGGAACUGGCAAGGCUCAUUGGAGAAUUCGAGCUGGGUGCCGUACCCCUACCAUGAAGUCCUACUUGGUCAAAAUGGAACCGACGAGAAGUUCGUCAGUCCUGUCUCUGCGGCAUCCUGGGGAGCUGGCCGUCUCGAUGUCGUUGGACUGGCGAAGAAUGGGUCGUACCUGCACAUGUACUUUGACGGAAGCAAUUGGCAAGGCUGGGAAGACUUCGGUGGCAACUUCAGCUCUGUGCCUUCUGUCGUUGCUUGGAACAACACAACCCGCUUCGAUAUCUUCGGGACAACGACUGAAGGUGACAUCCUCCAUAAAUUCUGGGAUGGGACUACGUACUCAGACUGGGAGAAGUUCGAUGGUCCAUUCACUGGUGCACCCACUGCCUCAACAUGGGGAGCCCCGAAUCUCGAUCUCUGGGCUGUGAAGCAGGAUGGCACGUUAUACCACGUAUAUUGGCGAGGAUCUCACUUCGGCACAGAAAAUCUAGGCGGCAACUUCUCCCACACGCCUCAAGUCGCGCACUGGGUACCAGGUCGUAUCGAUCUCGUUGGACAAUUCGUUAAUCAGAGUUCUUACCAAUACAAGUAUUACGAGCCAAACAGCAACACCUGGAAUGGCUGGUCGGAGAGAGGAGGCGACUUCGUCACACAACCCGCUAUCACUUCCUGGGCGGACAAUCAGCUUAACGUCCUUGGUGUUGAUCGUGAUGGGACACUGAAGUGGCAACUGUGGGUUGGCGAGUGGUUGCCAGGAUUCGACACGUAUUAUAGUCUUGGUAAUACUUCUGAUCCGUUUGCUGAGGCAGCUGAGUUCGGGACCGAAGGGCGGCAGAUUGUUCUCGGUGGGCCGAAAGAGGGAUUGUGA